AUGCCAGCUUUUAUUCUACAUGGCGCUCGCGGCUCAACAAACACUGAUCGAGUCCGUCUAACUCUUGCCGAAGGCGGCUUUACGGAUUACGAGCUCGUGUUUCUCAACCUUCAAAGAGGAGAGCAGAAAUCCGAAGAACACAUGAAACAUCAUCCAUGGGGCAAAGUACCCGUGUUGACCUUCCCCGAUGGUUUCGCCCUCCACGAGAGUCGCGCAAUCUGCAAAUAUCUCGCAAGAAAGUACUCAUUUCCUCUUCUACCUCCAGACUCCGACGUCGAAGCUGCGGCACUGUUCGACCAGGCGCAGUGCGCAGAAAUGUCCUACUUUUCAGAGCCUGCAGGUAAAAUCGCCUUUGAGACAUUCGUGAAAAAAUUUAUUGGACUGUCUCCGGAUGAAGUCAUUGUCUCAGAUGCACUGCGUUCGCUCGAGAUGUUUUUCGAUGUUGCGGAACGUCUCUUGCUCGAAAGAAAAUACAUGGCUGGAAACGACUUUACUCUCGUGGACAUCUACUACAUUCCGAUGAUACAGAGGCUUUUUGUGUGCGGAUAUGGGGAUAUCGUCCUUAGUCGCAAAGCCGUGAAUGCUUGGUGGAAGCGCUGCGUGAACCGCCCAGCCAUACAGACGAUGUUGACCACUGACAAGGAAGCUGCAAUUGCUGCUAGUCGAUAG
This is a messenger RNA of Talaromyces amestolkiae, 669 nucleotides long. RefSeq lists its product as uncharacterized. The transcript is spliced from 2 exons. Gene Ontology annotation, molecular function: glutathione transferase activity; glutathione binding. The record is from RefSeq and is a predicted model, not a curated record. Bases 1 to 669 code for a protein of 222 amino acids. Gene Ontology annotation, cellular component: cytoplasm. NCBI's taxonomy places the organism in Eukaryota, Fungi, Ascomycota, Eurotiomycetes, Eurotiales, Trichocomaceae.